CAUAGUUCAGUCGUGAGUUGCGUUGCAUUGCGUACGGUCCGAGGCUCCGCUGCCGAUUGGAAACCCGGUCUAUACCCUAGUAUUUUGUUCUUAGCCCUGCGUCCUCGUUGCCAAAUGAAUACCGACGACAUGGAAACGCAGAAGAAAGCGGAAGCAGACAACAAGUACAUAGUGAAAUAUCGCCAGCAGUAUUACGACUUGUCCAGGUUUAUGCACAAGCAUCCGGGGGGCAUAAACACCCUGAAGGGUCUCAACAAUGGAGACAUGACGGGUCGCUUUAUGAAGGCCCCGCCACAUUCGGAUGCGGCUAUGUACCUUAUGAAAGAGUAUAAAAUUGACCCCGAGGACUACCAAAACACAAAGUUUGCCCAAAAAGAAGCAGAUCUUGAUGAAAGUAAUGGAACCAUACGACAACGUGUCAAAGAAACCGAGGACAAGAACAACAACCAUACGGACGAGAGCAUGGAGCACUUGGUAGAUUGGUCCAAGCCUAUGCUUCCGCAGAUCGCCAACAUAACCGAGUGUUACGAUGAGUGGGUGCACAAGCCGGUGGACAGACCUCUUCGGCUCUUUGGGCCUUGGUACUUGGAGAUGUGCACAAAGACGCCAUGGUGGUUGGUGCCCACAUUCUGGAUCCCGGUGAUUAUUAAGAGUGGAUUGGAAGAAAUUACCAGCAGCUGGCAGUAUAAAAACCAGCUUGCGAUACUCUUUGGAUACUUCUUGUGCGGUGUGCUUCUGUGGUCCUUCCUGGAGUAUACACUCCACCGCUGGGUGUUUCACGUAAAGCUGAACAGCAACAGUGGCAAAUGGAUAUGCACGUUCCACUUCAUGAUCCACGGACUGCACCACAAGGUGCCCUUCGAUCCGAUGCGACUGGUGUUCCCGCCUCUUCCGGGAGCACUGCUCGCCGCGAUCAUUUACACGCCUCUCUCCUUUGUCCUUUCGCAUUCCCGCAUGGUCCUUUGCGGAGCCCUGACCGGUUAUCUAUGCUACGACAUGAUUCACUACUACCUUCACUACGGCAAUCCCUCCACAGCCGCCUUCGUACACAUGAAGCGGUACCACCACCACCAUCACUUCUCGCACCAAACUCUUGGAUACGGCAUCAGCAGUCCGUUGUGGGACGUCGUCUUUAGAACAAGGAUUCACCUUCGCAAGCUGAGGUACCAACUGCGCUGGUCCUAGCCGCAAUCACAGGCUACAAAACAGUGCCACUACAGAACAAAUUAAACUCGGUAAAUGAAUGCAACAAAGUUGCAGACCGAUCAAAAAAUGCAAUCAAAGGGGCUACAUUCGUUUUGUAUACGGUCAUAAUUAAGUAUUAGGAUUAAAAAUAUUUUGUAAGUCUUAUACUGAUUUCUUUUUAACAGGAAUAAACUUCCAAUGAUACCAAAGAAAGAA
This is a messenger RNA of Drosophila ficusphila, 1401 nucleotides long. RefSeq names its product dihydroceramide fatty acyl 2-hydroxylase FAH2 (gene Fa2h). The record is from RefSeq and is a predicted model, not a curated record. Gene Ontology annotation, cellular component: endoplasmic reticulum; membrane. The coding region runs from base 115 to 1185 and encodes 356 amino acids. Gene Ontology annotation, molecular function: fatty acid 2-hydroxylase activity; iron ion binding; heme binding. The transcript has 4 exons. Gene Ontology annotation, biological process: lipid biosynthetic process; fatty acid metabolic process. Lineage: Eukaryota; Metazoa; Arthropoda; Insecta; Diptera; Drosophilidae.